UUUUACUUUGUUACUUCAUUAAAGAACUUCUUUCCAACAACAAGAGUGGUACAGGGUGAGCAAAGUGGAUUACACUUAGGCAGCAAAAUCUCGGAAGCUGUCUUAUUGAAGAGUGCUUUACAAAAGGUCUUUGAAGCAUACACGAUCUAAUAUGGACAGCAAAGAGGCUUUAACGCGAAAACAGGAUGAGAUGCUGACAGAACAUCUCUCCAGUGUUGGAGAUUAUCAUGCGUCACCGGCAAGGACUAGCUUGCCUUCAGAAUCACCACUAUAUUUGCAAUCACCCAAACCAGAACAGACCUAUGCUCCUUCACGACAUACAGUACAGGGUCAUCAAACUCAACAGCAGUACGUUCAGCACAGACAAGACCUACAGCAGUCUUCCCAGCGGCAGCAGCAACAGCAGCAACAGUGCUCUCAGCAUAUCUCUCCAAAAAGACAACAUACAAUCCAUCACGGGAUACAGAUCCCCCAUGUUAACCAGCAGAACGGAAUGCAUUAUUCUGGCCAGCAACACAUCAAUAUGAGAUCUCAGGGAGGAGCGCCAGGAAGCGCCAUUUUGGGCCAUGUGCCGGACACACAACCAAGUGGACAGGGUAUCGGUAGAUCCAGCAGUAUGUAUAUCGCCCCUGGAGUAUCAUCUGGGAUCGUACGGCAUCAGCAAACUUUCCCUCGACCACAAUUUUCAAGAUAUUUAGAGCAUAAUUACCAGGAGCUGCAACAGCGACAAUACGAGCAAUAUGCACAACAAGCGCGUUAUUAUAGAGAGGCAAACGCUCAACAUGACAACAUCCCCUAUUUGGAGUCCUAUGGCAUUCCUUACCAACCACAAAACUACAAUGGUGCACAUGCUGCUUUAAAUGCUCGACUAUCUCAGCCUACACAUAUACAGCCUACACAUAUACAACCUACACAUAUACAGCCUACACAUAUACAGCCUACACAUAUACAACCUAUACAUCAAGUCAAUGCGCAAAGGUCUUUACACUUAGGCAGCCUCCCUCCAAAUCACUUCUUGCUCUCUCGUGAUCAGCUGCCAACAGCCCCCUCCCCUUCAGUAUUCUCUGCUACACAGCCAGCACCAGUUUACCCUGAGUCUUCUAUAACUGCUUCACAGAGUACGAAGAAUCCGCAUGGAUCCAAUCCUGAUGGGUCGAAAGCAAUAGAAUCCUUAAUCACAACAGACACAGGCAACAUCGCCAAUUCGGUUUCGGGGGAUUAUGUUGCGCAGCAAUCCAAUCGUAAUAGCACCUAUUCCGCCUUCUCAUUAGGCUCGCCGAUAGCCUCUGAGAGGACAGCAAGGCCGCUCUCUGGGAUUCAAGACCCUACUACGCGCCUUCCACCCUCGCCUACCGGUAACAGCCAUCACAAUACCAGUCCAACUUCACCCAACACCCAUACUAGAUCCAGCUCUGACCCUCACUGGGAUCCGGCUAACAACAUACUUGUGGCUCAGGCAAAAGCAAGAGCAGCUCAAAGCUCAACCUAUUCGCGCCAAGUGACUUUAUCGUCCAUUCCACCCAACGAAGAAGUGCCUCCAAUGCCUGGAAAGACGACAUCCAAAACUGGGAAGGUCCGUAUCCAAUUAACUUUUGAUAGGCCGUUCUUCAAUGCUGGUGGAGAGCUUUCAGGAAGGCUAGAGAUACAGUGUUCGUCGUCACGAUCGGUUAUGCUAUCAGAUAUGGUUAUUGAGCUUCUGGGAUAUGAAGCAUUGGCUAAGGAUCACCUUGCGCCAAAAGUGUUCCACAAGACAGUGCUUCGUCUUCAGGACAUCCGUCACCCAUCCCAAGCAGUUCAGGAAAACAUUGAUCCAGACUCGGAAGGAUACUGGAUGGCAAGGAAGGGCCGGACUAUAUUUCCUUUUCGGCUCAAUAUUCAGGAUACACUUCCCAAUUCGUAUGACUCAAAGCUUGGGCAAGUACGAUAUAUAAUUUCUGCUAUUGCCCUUAUGAAGGCCAAUCACCAUAAAGAGGUCGUACACCACACGCGAGAAGUUUGUAUUUAUGAGACCUGGACUACAGAUGACAUCGCGCAGGCGCGAAGAAGAUCGGUCAAAGCCGACACGAGCAAGCGGUUAUUUAUGGGUGGAGAAGGUAGCCUUGAGAUGUAUGCAGAACUAACGAGGACGAUGGUUAGUUCUGGCGGCAUUGUCUAUGUUAAUAUUGGGGUAAAGAACUUCACAAAGAAAAAAAUUAUGGGUAUUAAGCUUUCUCUUUGGCGGCAUAUUGCCGUGACCAGCAUGCGAUCUAGUAUAGGCUCAUAUCCAACUACUUCAGGAACCCGCGAUCAAGACAACAUUAAGAACUACAGCGAGAUCAUUUACAAAGGCGAGGAUUUUUCUUUUGAUGAUGAUGAUCCCAGGAUGGUGGUAUUACCGGUUUACAUCCCUUCUGGGAUUUAUUCUUUGCGCAACACAAACUUUCUUCAUGUUCAAUUCUUUGUUCAAGUGAGUUUAAUGGCAUCUAUGAGCAAAGCAUUGGCGGUCGAGCUUCCCAUAUAUAUCACCCAUGCAUCAUCGUGGUCUGAUCCCCCUCCAAGGAUACCUAAAAACUUUGUGUUCCCUCUACAUGAGGAUGAUCCGGUCAAAAAGAAUAAAACAGGAGUCUUUUCCAAAAGGAAAACAGUUUCCAACUCUUCACAGACUAACAGCUCCAAUACCAAUAUUAAGACCUCUCCAAAAGCCAGCAACUCUAGCGGCUCAGGCAUGAUGGCAUCUUCCACGAACGGCGUCAGAUCCACAACCUCGACUGUACCAAACAUAAACAUGAAGACUGGAGCUGGAUCACGUACUGCUAUGCAACGCCCUAUGCAGAAAGAUCCCGACUCCCCAACAAGUGUCUUGGACUUUUCUCAAGCUGGUAACCUCUUCGUUGUGAAUCCUGAUAUGUCUAGCAUCCAUACUGGACCAGGUUCCAUGUCUUUCAAACAGCCUGCCCUUGUACAGUCCGCAUCCGCAUACCCUUUUCCAUUAUCAAAACCCGCGAUUGCGUCGGCAUCUCCACCACUUGAUCGAUCAAAACCAUUGGUGCAUAUUGAUCAAAUGCCUUUGAAACCUAUGGAUGAUCUCAAGCCUGUAGUGGAGCCUGCGGCAAAUGCCUUGCUUGAGGAGGAACGUGACUUUGAUAUGAGUCGUUCAGUUGGCGCUUCGCAGAACAGCUCACCUAAAGCAACGGAGCAUGACAAGCCAAAAACUAUUAAGCUUGGUCUUCGUAAGAAGCUGGCAAAGCUUUCGAUAUCGAUUCCCAGCCAUACCUCAAACAGUUCUAGCCCUAAUAAAAACUCACGUGUUAGUCCUCGUCUUCCUCCGGCAACUCCUCGAUCUACUAAAAGCAUCAUUUCAGAGAGUCCUGGAGAUAUGACAUCUAGUGGUUCAAGGAGUCCUAAAGGGGCAACGUCCUUGUCACGUCAAUCAAGCGGAUCGAGUCUUAGCUCUCUAAAAUAUAUGUUCGACAACCGGUCUCGAAAGUCAAGCAUAGGAUCCACCAGGGUUGUUGCUUUCUCGCCAGGCUCUCUAUCACCCAGCCCCAGUGUCCUUAAGAUGACCAAGUGUGCUCCUUCGGAGACUGGAUCGCCAGAACUCUCCACAAUGAUAUCCAAUGGGCCUUCUUCCUUAAAAUCGAGAGCAUCUACGCCCACCUCUCAAACUGACAAGCUAACCGCGGGAAUGUGCGAGGAUCAAGCUCAUCAGGGAUACCACCAUGACCUUAAUCGGUUUAGUAUGACUCCUACGAUACCUGAUACUCGAUUUCAGGGAGACGUCCCUGUGCUCGAGAAGAAGAGCCAUGAAAACUGUCUUGAAAGUAAUGGUAGUACCAGUCGGCCAUCAACCCCCAGCCCUUCUAGAAACGAACGGUCAACAGGUCAAUCAUCCCCAAAGAGUUCUAAAUCAUUCCUCGGAUCAUGGGGAAAUAUGUCCUCCCACUUCAAUUCGAGAGUCAAUUCCACGACAUUGGACGUGAACGACAGUGCAAAGACAGCUCAAGAGAUUCAGAAAGAGUAUUAUUCAGAGAAGAAGGGGGAAAUCGAUCCAUGCCAAAUCGGAGGCGAAGUUUCUGAAAACCAGGCUUAUAGAAGAGAGAUUAAUUCAAUGUCGUUGGUUUCUGCACUCCAUAGCUCCCGAGGAUCACAGCCAUCCUUCUAUGAGGGGGCGAAAUAUGGAUACCAGCCAUCAGAGCACAAUGCAGAUUUCUCUGAUUAUAUAGGACAUGAUUCGGUUUGGAACCUGGAGCACGACGUUGCUGCUGCUAAUGCAGGUGAUUCGUUGCAAUUGGACCUUGAUCGAAUGUUAAUCCCAGAAGAGAGUCGGUUACGCUCGCCGUCUGAAAUGACUAUGACUUCAGAACAGAGUAUUGAGAUAUAUUACAGUCAGGAUGGGUCUCCAGUGCAGCAUUGCAGCGAUUUAGCUAAUCAUUCAUUGAGGCCACAUUUAAGACCACCACCAAACCGUUCCUUAAGCUUCCCAUACACUGAAACUAAUUGUAUUGGGCCGCGACGUCCUGCAAUAUCUCAUAUCCAAUGUACUUAUCAGUCCAACUCGGUGACGCAAGAACAACGAGAAGCCUCGUCAUAUAUCAGAGGCAAGAAUAAUAAUAGAGCAUAUUCAAAUCCAGAAUACAAUGUAGAAGCUCAGCGCCAACAAGAUCUUGGAUUGUUCAGCUUCAACCAGCAUAAUGAGCAACUCACGCCGGAGAUAUAUUCUACGCCUAUGCUUCUACAGAAUGAGCCUGUGAUGAACGCUUCAAUUGACCAUCAGUCUUCUGAGACUAAUGCCAUUGCUCCACAAUCCUUAACGCCUCCUUCAACCUCUGAUUCAUUCUUAUCAGAUCGACUCAGACUAACGCCUAACGACCUUGAUAUAGAUAAACAUAUUGGUGGUCAUAAGAAGAUAGCCUUUAUGGAGCGAUCGUAUGCUCCCACGCCAGCUACGACAUUUGGCUAUACUGAGGCUCAGAUGUACCAUGGAGAGCAGUUGGAUGUCAGUCAAUUGUCUGUAAAGUCGAGUCCGUAUUCAAGCCAGUCUAACUCUCAAUAUGCUUCGCCCGUACAGUUGCAUCGUGAAAUGCCAAGCACAAACACACAACAGAGUUCAUCGAGCAUAGAGUGUGCCGAAUGCAGACCUAUAAAUAUGGCAAACGUAUCUCAGUCAUACCCGAUACACUAUGAAGAGGACAUGACCUAUUUUGGCCCAAUAGCUCCAGUAGUCUCCUGGUCCUCACAGCAUAUGCCGGCAUUACAGUCGCCUAACGGAGCAUCUGCUGCAUCUAACCCUCUCGGAAUCAGCGUGGAUGAGGCGAAAAAAAGCGGAGUGGAGCAAUCAAGGACUUUUUUUCCGUCGCCCAACCGCACUUGGGAUCAACCAUCCUCACCUCUGCCGAACGGAGCAAUGGAGCCUUUCAUGAAUCAUGUUGAGGUCUUGACACCGACCCUCGAUCGGGAAAAUCCCUGCUUCAGACAUGAUAAUUUUGCACCUGAAGCAGACAAGUUCAUAGUUAAAAAAUCGUCGGUACAUGGGCAGUUGAGAUCUAGCCAGGAAGUUACCGAUGUUAGGGACCACUCCGAGUCUAGUGUGAGUUUGGCGGAUACUAAGGUCGGCUCAGAAGAGUCACCAGAGCCCCUGCAUUCUUCACUUUCGAUGAUUAAACAUCCUGGAAUGGUUCGUGUCAAAGGAACAUUCCGAACAAGUCCUUUGGCAUUUGAAGGCAAUGUUAUGACCGUUGAAGCAUCACCACCAUCUCCCCGAGGGGCACAGGCACAAGUAUACGCGGAAGAGGAGAAAAAAGUAGAAUAAUUAGAUUGAGAGGGCCUCUGAACCUUUGCCGGUACCAGAGAUGAGAAAUAGAAAAAAGCUGGCAGGCAUAUGAGGAGGCUAUGUAUCAUAUAAUUGGGCUACAUCUUUUUGUAUGUCUAC
Messenger RNA from Lobosporangium transversale, 5908 nucleotides. RefSeq lists its product as hypothetical. The transcript has 5 exons. Gene Ontology annotation, molecular function: G protein-coupled receptor binding. Lineage: Eukaryota; Fungi; Mortierellomycota; Mortierellomycetes; Mortierellales; Mortierellaceae. Gene Ontology annotation, biological process: G protein-coupled receptor internalization; signal transduction. Gene Ontology annotation, cellular component: cytoplasm. The record is from RefSeq and is a predicted model, not a curated record. Bases 152 to 5788 code for a protein of 1878 amino acids.